AUGAAGCCGCACGUCGACGAAGUGGUCCGGCGCGUGAAAACAGCACGCACCCUGCUCCGUCCAGUGCUCUGCAGCAACCUCCCCCGCCGCACGAAGCUGGGGAUAUACAAGACCUACAUUCGGUCCCGCCUGACGUACGCAGCUCCCGCCUGGUACGCCAUGACGGCUGAGACACAUAAAAAGAGACUGCGUGCGCAGGAGAAUGCGGCCCUUCGCACUAUAGUCAACGCCCCCCGCUUCGUGCGCAACAUUGACAUCCAGCGCGGGCUGAAAUGGCAGAGCCUGGACACCUUCAUCAGCCAACUAUCGAGCAAAAUGUUCGAGCGCGCCGACCACUCGCGACACCUCCAUCUGCAGGGCAUCGCGCCACUCCACGCACGCCCCCCGGACAACCGCCGACAGCGCCAGCUCCCCAGGACACUGGUGCCAGUAGCCGCAGGAGACGAGGAAGACCGCAGCAGCCAGACGGAGCCCGCAAACCCGUAA
Molecule: messenger RNA, 486 nt
Organism: Cydia pomonella (codling moth)
Lineage: Eukaryota; Metazoa; Arthropoda; Insecta; Lepidoptera; Tortricidae
Exons: 1
Coding region: 1-486 (161 amino acids)
Source: RefSeq, a predicted model, not a curated record